Messenger RNA from Molossus molossus (Pallas's mastiff bat), 1483 nucleotides. It is a transcript of the gene TK1, whose product is annotated as thymidine kinase 1. Lineage: Eukaryota; Metazoa; Chordata; Mammalia; Chiroptera; Molossidae. The transcript has 7 exons. Gene Ontology annotation, molecular function: ATP binding; thymidine kinase activity. Gene Ontology annotation, biological process: thymidine metabolic process. The record is from RefSeq and is a predicted model, not a curated record. The coding region runs from base 72 to 794 and encodes 240 amino acids.
CGCGGGAACCGGCGCGAGCUUCCGCAGCGGUGGUUUGUGUGCUUCCAGUUGUGCCAACUUUCCUGGGUGCCAUGAGCUGCGUCAACCUGCCCACCGUGCUCCCCGGCUCCCCCAGCAAGACCCGGGGGCAGAUCCAGGUGAUUCUCGGACCCAUGUUCUCAGGAAAGAGUACUGAGCUGAUGAGACGGGUCCGGCGCUUCCAGAUCGCUCAGUACAAGUGCUUGGUGAUCAAAUACGCCAAAGACACGCGGUACAGCAGCAAGUUCUCCACGCAUGACUGGAACACCAUGGACGCGCUGCCGGCCUGUCUGCUCCGGGACGUGGCCCAGGAGGCCAUGGGCGUGACUGUCAUCGGCAUCGACGAAGGGCAGUUUUUCCCUGACAUUGUGGAGUUCAGUGAGACCAUGGCCAACGCUGGGAAGACUGUGAUCGUGGCUGCACUGGAUGGGACCUUCCAGAGGAAGGCUUUCGGGGCCAUCCUGAACUUGGUGCCCCUGGCCGAGAGCGUGGUGAAGCUGAACGCCGUGUGCAUGGAGUGCUUCCGAGAGGCCGCCUACACCAAGAGGCUGGGCAUGGAGAAGGAGGUGGAGGUGAUUGGAGGAGCAGACAAGUACCACGCUGUGUGCCGCCUCUGCUACUUCCAGAAGGCCUCGGGUCAGCCGGGGCUGCCCGCCGGGCUGGACAGCGAGGAGGAUAAGGAGAACUUCCUGGCGCUGGGGAAGCUGGGGGAGGCAGCCGCCACCAGGAAGCCCCUGGCCCCGCAUCAGGUCCUGCAGUGCAGCCCCGCCGACUGAGCCUGGGGGCAGCGCCCUCUAGCGGACACCUGCACCCUGUGCUGAGCAGCCCUUUCAGAAGAGGAAGUGGGGGCAGAGGAGGUUCCACUGGCUUGUGGAAUUUCCUGUCUGCAGGGCCCUUGCCGGGCUGGGGGUCUGCAGUCCCAUUUCCCUCUUUGCCUGCUCCCUGGUCUUUCUCAGUUCCCUUCCCCGCUGCUGUCACUCGUGAUGCGCCGCAGGCCGGAGCUGGCCGUGGCUCCAGUUCUGCAGACGCGACCGCUCCUCUGGGGCGGGGGGCAGGCCCCUGCUGUUUGACGUCAGCAGGGCAGGCUUCUUCCCGCUGUGGCUUUGCUGCUGAGUUUCUCUUCUCACUGGCAAGUCGGGGACCAGCAGCCCCGGCUCGGCGCUGCGUCAUUCCGCAGUCAUUCCCCACCUCUCCGGGGUGGGCUCCGGGCACCUGGGCACCGCUGCACUUGUGCUUUCUUGCUUCUCUCCUUCCCUCUGGGCUGGAAAUCUUUCCUAGUCUGAUGAUCACUUCCUCCAGAAUUACAGCUUCUAUCACGGGUGACACUUACCUGCUGGGGCUCAGGUCCCUUUUGCUCGUCUUUUGAGGGGGGCAGACAGGAGUAGUUGGGGACAAGGUCCCUGAUUCUUCUGUUGUAGUGUGUGAAAUUAAUAACUAACAUUAAAAUGUACUGGUUGAGGCCCUG